Messenger RNA from Exophiala mesophila, 2180 nucleotides. RefSeq lists its product as uncharacterized. Bases 151 to 2067 code for a protein of 638 amino acids. The transcript has 6 exons. Gene Ontology annotation, biological process: DNA-templated transcription; positive regulation of transcription by RNA polymerase II. Lineage: Eukaryota; Fungi; Ascomycota; Eurotiomycetes; Chaetothyriales; Herpotrichiellaceae. The record is from RefSeq and is a predicted model, not a curated record. Gene Ontology annotation, molecular function: DNA-binding transcription factor activity, RNA polymerase II-specific; sequence-specific DNA binding; zinc ion binding.
AACGGCACGGCAUUUGCUACCUCACUCUCGCAGAAACAUGCGAAAUCUGCCCUUAGAGAUACGGAAAGGCCUAUCUUCAUUCCCACGUUCCAUGCCAUCUCCCUGAUAUGAGAUCCGCCGACACAAAGCCCGUUAUCCAUCUGUCGGAUCAUGCAGCCAAACGCCGAAUACAUGGGCCUUCGGACACCUCGAAGGGCAAGCAACAUGUCUCGACCAAAAAAAGCGAAAGCAUGUCAGAGAUGUCGCUCGAGGAAGCAGCGAUGUGAUAAUCAGGUGCCUACGUGCCGGAACUGUGCUUCGGCCAAUAUAGAAUGCAUACCAGCCAGCCAUGAACCUAUGGGAAUGUACUCAGUGUCCUAUGUCAGAUCUCUUGAAUCUCAGCUCUCCAACUUCCAAGAUCAUCCAGGUGAACCAAUUUCAAACCAAAUAGUCAACCAGCCACACAGUGAUAGUCCUUCUCGACAGAUACUCGAACAGCCAAUCAAUCACAAUGUACUAAAUCACGGCGGACUCGCCCCUCAAGAUGCCCCAGAACAGCUUGGAAUGACCUAUCUGGCUCCUCUAUAUACUCCAAAUAACAUGUUAUAUGACCUGGACUUGCUGCAACAAGAAGAAAAUUUGUUUUCUAUCAGCCACAUCCCUCCUGUUAGUCACCGUGACACAACCACCAGCCCUGUUGCAGCAAGCGAUACAACGGUCCCGGUACAAUCGCUCAGCCAAGCGACUGCUCCUACGGUUGCUGAGGUUUCCAUAAAUGAAGGCGCUUGUUUCUUUCAAACCUAUUUUGAAACCGUCCAUCCACGGUAUCCUUUUCUUGACGUUGAAGAAUGCAGUCGAGCAUAUCAAGACUGGAAAACGGGUGAUAUUUUCAUCUCUUCCGGAAGCGCGUGGAGCUCAUAUCUUGUCAAGAUGAUAUUUGCGAAUGGCUCCAUCCUCCGACAAGCGCGCCUGGAUUAUACGACUCGUCGACAACACCGCGACUUGAUGCUUCAAGCCCAGGCCGAUCAAAGUAUCAUGACAGAUUCCACCCACAAACCAUUAAUCCGACUUCAAGCGAUGCUGUUGUAUGCUAUCCAUGCGCUACACGGUGAGAGCACAUCACGCUUGGUCCACAUCAUUGGGGUAGUCAUGCGCUUUGCAGUGUUACACCGAUUCAAUCGCCUGGUAAACGAUGGGACUGAUGAGACCAUCAUGUCUAUCAAAGCGUGGUGGUGUAUCUACUCACUGGAUAAAGUAGUGGCAAUCACGUUGCAACUACCUCCAUAUCCUCCUGAAGAAUGGAUCACCACUCCGUCGUACGAAAGCAGAUUCGAACCGCAAUUUGAAAUGCCAUGGGCGUCGGACGUGCCUGGAUCGACAGAACGUGCGAUAUACAACUUUGACCUGAGUUACUACGCACAUAUGUGCCGAAUCAGACGAAUCCAUUCCAGAAUCCUCACUGCAACUCAGGAUCUCGCACCAGGGACGGAAACAAAGUUCAUUGAAGAAAUGCGGGCUGAGAUUGAUCAAUGGUCGCAGCGUGAUAAGAUGUAUGCUUAUGGCCGCCCAAAUACAGAAGGACACGCAAGUCCUCUAGGAUUGACACACGUGGCUGAUAUCACGCGAGUGUUUCUUUACAGCUCCGUCAAGGCUGAUAUCAAUUCUCCAUUGACAGACGAGCUCCUGCAAGCAUGUUGCGACACGUGCACGGGGUUCAGAGCAUUGCAGAAGAAGCGACAGAUUCCUAAACAUUGGAUUGAUAUGCUAUUUCAAUUCCAAACCGGCGUGACAAUCAUCUACCAACUAUGGCGGAGAGGGACACCGAUAUCAAAAGCUGCCGACCGAGCCAUCCGCGACUGUACAUCGAGCUUGGCCAUCUUCGCUGACCGGUCGCAAAACACCGAUAUCUACCGUGAUUGUUUGGACGUACUGGCUAGCAGUAUCACUCGAUCGCUACCGCCGGGCAAGAUCGACGAUGAGUCUCGUCAGGAGCUGGCGGCCUUGGUCCAGCAGAUCGUUGAAAGCGGUAUCGCUCCUCAUGUCGCUGCCAAAUUGUCUGAAAUGACGGCCAAUUUUGAGUCUGGCUGAUGAGAAAACUACUGUGGUCGCAUGGCUACUAGCCAAAAUACGACCGUGUGGUUCAUGCACAUGACUUAUGGGUUUACGAGUUGAUCGAGCGCUGAAAUGACUUUGAAAUUUUC